GGCAAACACCUUGAGGUUGUCUGGAACUGCUCUUGUUCUAUAGCUCGGUCCCAUGUUUUACACGCAGAAUUAACACUUGCCUGCUUUGCGCGUUGAGCUACAAUCAGAAAUCCGUGGCCGGAGGCGGAUACACGACGCCCAUGUCUCUCUUGGCGCCGCGAGUCCAUAUGGAAGUAUGGAUGUGACUUCACAAAAUCGGGACCCAGCUGUCGCCUGUACGAGAAUCUGCGAAUAUCGGUUGUUGCUAGAGGCUAAUUUGAUUACUUCCUCCUGAAAUUGUAACUUUGGGAUCGAGCGGGUCCUCGUAAUUCUGAUUUUAUUCAUAUCGAACCUCCCAGCCUCUAGAUGCACAUGACUCUUCCAUGUCUGAGACAAUCGCUGUAUCUACAACAGCAAAACACAUCAUGUGAGGGCACAUCAGCGCUGCACUGCUGGGCAUCUUUGGAUAGACACUAGAGGCGUGGAGGCCAUAGACUUCAAUAUCAUUCUUAAAGGAGAGAUGGAAAGUGUUAUGACUGUAAAAGCAGGAAUGACUUGACCUUAGACCAGCAAGUGCACGAGGGGCUCGAUUGAAACCUUUGCAAGACUGGACACGGAAGUGACAGAUGAUUGUGUCCGAAGACAACACCGCUUGAGCCCGCCCACACAUCGUACAUAACAAGUGCGUGGAGAACAGUCGAUUGACGAGUCAUUAUAGUCGCCUCAUGGCGAAUGUAUCUUGACAGAUGCGAAACCCGAGUGCUGUGAAGUCUCGACGAUGGAGAGCAGGUUGAUGUCACACCGGAUCAGAAGCAUAUCAUGGGGGAUGAAAGAUGAAAGCCUCUGGUGCGGAGGCUGCUGGAGGUUUAUUCGUGGUAUGCUUGGUAUGACUACUGCAAUAGGUGAUAAUUUGUCGAGGCCUUGUAUAAUAUCAGAUAAAUAUCACUUAAAGUUCAAGGUCAUCGUGAGGGCUAAUGUGUGCUAGUUGCUGAUGGACUGUGGGACAUUGCGACAUUGCUCUUUGUUGCACUCAGAGUAGAGCUCAUCCUCCUGAAGCACCAUCACUUCUGAUCGUACUGGCAUCAGCUAGAGAUAGCGCAGGUAACAUCAAGUGUUCCCUAUAUUUUCAGUCUCCACCUUCGGUGAAUGUUGCAAACGAUGGGACUUUGGAACUUUUCCCAACUAGUUAGUCCAAAUAUAUCGUGAAAGCUAACUGAAGAGUAGUCGCUCUUACCAAUUGU
This is a messenger RNA of Marchantia polymorpha subsp. ruderalis, 1220 nucleotides long. The record is from the annotation of a GenBank genome assembly. Lineage: Eukaryota; Viridiplantae; Streptophyta; Marchantiopsida; Marchantiales; Marchantiaceae.